GGUUAAAAGAGGAAUGUGCAAGCCGACGAAGAACACGCGGGGAAAUAGGCUCUGGUUUCUAGGGUUUAUUCGAGCUCUGCGAUUCCACGCGCAGAGCACCCAAUUCGUUUCCCUGUCGCUCCGAUCGAUCAACUUUCACAAACUCUAGGGUUUCUUUCAAGGUGGUAUUGCGACGAUGACUCGGGUUUAUGUUGGGAAUUUGGAUCCUCGAGUGAACGAGAGGGAUCUGGAAGAUGAAUUUCGGCUGUUCGGUGUUCUUCGCAAUGUAUGGGUUGCACGAAGACCGCCGGGAUAUGCAUUUAUUGAAUUCGACGAUCGCAGGGAUGCUCUAGACGCGGUUCAAGCUUUGGAUGUGCAAGGGUUCGUAUGUCCCAAUUUUUUGUCUGCAGGUAAAAAUGGGUGGCGUGUGGAGCUUUCCCACAAUUCUAAGGGUAGUGGAGGCCGUGGUGGUGGACGUGGGCGCGGUGGAGGAGAUGACUUAAAGUGUUAUGAGUGCGGUGAACCUGGCCAUUUUGCUCGAGAAUGUCGCAUGCGUGUUGGUUCACGAGGAGGGAGUGGUGGAAGGCGCCGAAGUCCAUCCCCUCGACGCCGCAGAAGUCCUAGUUAUGAUGGCUAUGGGCGCAGGAGUUAUAGUCCACGUAGGAGAAGAUCACCUCCACGACGCCGUAGUGUCACACCUCCUCGACGUGGACGCAGCUACAGCAGGUCUCCUCCAUAUCGCCAUGCUCGCCGUGCUUCACCUUAUGUCAAUGGGGACUAAGCUGGAAUUGGAGCAACUGCUGGAUUACUUGAAAGGAUGAUAUCUCUGCUAUAUUGUAGUUAUAAUAGGGUUGACAAGAAUUAUGUUAGUUAUGUUGAUGUUGUGACACAAUGGGUUUUAUUAGGAACUUGGAUUGGAUGGCUUGGACACCAGUUUGCGUCGACUUUCUUGCUUCAGCGUACUAAAAAUGAGAGGUUGCUUUCCUACUUUGAAGUUGCCAUAUUAUAUAUGUUUAUAUAUGGUUUUGUGUGAACUCUUUCUUUGUGGUUGGAUUUUCAUUGUUUGCAAUAGAUGUUCCUAAAGUUUGUUUGUUUUGA
Molecule: messenger RNA, 1077 nt
Organism: Malus domestica (apple)
Lineage: Eukaryota; Viridiplantae; Streptophyta; Magnoliopsida; Rosales; Rosaceae
Source: RefSeq, a predicted model, not a curated record